GAAGACAGGGUGAGUGAGUCAUACAUGAACAAUCUACUCAAAUACUGUAUCAAGAAGCCUGCCCAUCAACUGUCCAAGACGGUGACUCGAGAUAUUUGCACUUCGUUAAAGAUAUCCUUUGCUCCACCUGCAUUAAGAUAUUACAGUAUGAAAAGAAGUAUUAAAGACAAGAUCAAUUUGAAUGAAACAGAAACCAAUAUUCGAAAUGUAUUGGUGAAGUUCUGUGACUACCAUAAUUCUUUACCGGAUACCGAUCCAUCGAAGAAGCUUGAAUUGAGAAUCACUGGUGGAUGGGUAAGAGACAAAUUACUAGGCAAAGAAAGUCACGAUAUCGAUAUUGCAAUCAAUUUUUUAUCUGGAGAGGAAUUUGCAAGCUUGUUAUAUGAUUACCUUGUUGAGCAUUAUCCUGAAUUGGAAUUGAAAGGUUUGCAUAAGAUUAAAAAGAAUCCUGAAAAAUCUAAACAUCUCGAAACUUGUACUACAAAAUUAUAUGGAUUAGAUAUUGAUUUUGUAAAUUUGAGAAAUGAACAAUACACCAGUGAAAGUAGGGUCCCUAUUAUAGAAUGUGGCACUGCAGAAGAAGACGCCUUAAGAAGAGACGCUACUUUGAAUGCUUUGUUUUAUAAUUUAAAUAAAAAUAUCAUUGAAGAUUUCACCGGUAAAGGUUUAGAAGAUUUACAUAAUGGGAUUUUAAGAACUCCUUUACAACCAUUACAAACUUUCCUCGAUGAUCCAUUACGUGUUUUAAGGUUGAUUAGAUUUGCCAGUAAAUUUGAUUUCACUAUUGAAGAAGAAACUUUGAAUGCAAUGAAGAGUCCCGAAUUAAAAUCAACCCUUAUUCAUAAAAUCAGUAGAGAAAGAGUUGGGGUCGAAAUAGAAAAAGUGCUAACCAGCGAUAACGCGCAGUAUGGAUUAAACUUAAUCAAAUUUGUUGAUUUGACUGAAAGCAUUUUCAACACUGGUACCAUUUAUGAGUCAAUUCAACAAUCUAAUGAUGCUACAGUAAUCUCAGACUUAUCUGAGAAAAGCUCUCGUUUAUCUUCGCGAGUUGAAACCAGUACUGUUCUCAAACCAGUUUUUGAUUCUAUUAUCGAAAGCAAUCGUUUCAGUCACUUUUCUCCCCUUUACAGCAAUUUAUUCCAAGACGACCAUCUUAAAAAGUUGUUCUGGCUUGCUGUCAUACUCCAACCUUUUGGUUCCUUGGAGGUCAAGGUCAACCCAAAAAAGCAAAACUUUUUCCAAAUUGUUGAUAUCAUACUGAAAGAAGGCUUGAAGUACGGUAAACACGAUUCCGAUACGAUUUCUGGAAUAAUCAAAGAGUCCGUCACCUCCUACCAAGUCCUAAGCGACUUCUUUGACAACGGCGCAAAUAUACAAAGAUCAAAACUUGGGGUCUAUCUCAGAAACUUUGGUCAGUACUCUCCUUUAAACCUUAUUUUUAAUUGUUUCAAUGAUAUCAUAAAGAAGGUCAUCGUAUCACCAAGCCCAGACCAACAAGCUCCUUACCCUAGACCAGACCUCUUUCCCUUCUCUGAGGCCGAUUUAAACACCAUAAAAAGCACCAUCCAAGAAUACGAUUCUCUCAUCAAAUACAUCCACGACCAAGCCUUGGCCGAGGUGGACAAACUCAAGCCAGUUCUCGACGGUAAAACAAUCUCCAAGUCUCUAGAUAAGAAACCCGGUCCUUGGAUGAAGUCUAUCACCCACGAAGUUCUCGUGUGGCAAUUGGACCACCCAACCGGGUCUCAAGAUGAAUGCUUACAACACAUCAAACAGUACUUAUCAACCCAACUCUAAUCACGCUACUCCAUCACUCUUUAAAUAGCAUUGCAUCGUAUUCGGU
This is a messenger RNA of Hyphopichia burtonii NRRL Y-1933, 1843 nucleotides long. RefSeq names its product tRNA adenylyltransferase. Gene Ontology annotation, biological process: tRNA 3'-terminal CCA addition. The record is from RefSeq and is a predicted model, not a curated record. Lineage: Eukaryota; Fungi; Ascomycota; Pichiomycetes; Serinales; Debaryomycetaceae. Bases 25 to 1797 code for a protein of 590 amino acids. The transcript has a single exon. Gene Ontology annotation, molecular function: RNA binding; ATP:3'-cytidine-cytidine-tRNA adenylyltransferase activity.